CAUGCAGAGAAACCACAUGGGAGAUGCUGUCAUUCUCGGACUUCUCUGUUCUCACGUCUGCAGCCUUGCCAGCAGCACACACCUUGACUGUGCCAUCCCUACUGACACACGCAUUGCAUUUGCAUGCAAAAAUCCCGAGGCUCUUGUCAGGAGCGUCUGCGAGGGUUGCCAUGCAAAAGAUUCAGAGACGUGCAACAUGACCGUCCAGGCUGUGUUGGACCAAUUUCCUCCGCUGAGAGCGUGUGAGGAGCUUUGUGGCGCCAUUCAAGAGCUGGUGGCACAAUGCGAGCCACAGCCAGCUCUACAGAAGAGAACCUCACAGACUGGAAGGCAGUCCAACACUUUAAUAAACUUUGAACCUGUUGGAUCCUGCACGGACCAAAUGAGACUUUGUGUGAGUGACGCUUCGUGCAACAAGAAUCUGGCGCGCGUCCUUCAGGCUUGCACGGCAGGCCGCUGUGACCCCGACCGCUGUGGACGAGAAACGCGACAUUUCUACGCCAGCAUACCUCACAACCUCGCCGAGACGCUGGUCAUGUGUGAAUGUGAUCCCGCGGAUCACAUCUGUCGGCAGAUGACAGCAGUUUUGCACGGCAACACGUGUGGUGAGGACACUUUGGUCUGUCAGGAGGCGCUCAGACGCUGUGUUGAGGACCAACACUGCAGAGAAUUGCUAACCAGCUUCCAAGCCGAAUGCUGGAGUCCUGCGGCAGCAGCGUGCAGCGGCGAAGCUCUUCAAAGUGAAUGUUUUGGCCGCCUGGACCCAUCAGACAUUCUCGGAGAAGAUUUGAAAUGCAGAAAGGCCUUCGUGGCCACGCUGGGCACGGCGCUGCAGCGCCCAUGCACGUGCCAACAAGUGCACGGCCCUGAUUUCCGCACAUGCAGCGUGAUACAAGACGUGCUUCACAACAGGUCACAUUUCAGAAGCCAUCGGAGACGUAAUGGCCCUUCUACUCCUCCUGCAAUCAGUGAGUCGGAGGAAGGUCGCAAAGGGCUCACUGAUUAUUUGCUUUAUAGCGGUGCAGCUGUGCUGUUCCUGGGACUUCUACCAAUGACUUUGGCUGUUUUAUAUAAAAUGCGGCUGGUGAGAAGACACAACAGACGAGAGGAGACCAGAUUUCAGCCUCUUGAAAAAAGUCCCUGUGUUGCUCUCAUUGAUGAAGCGGAAGCAAGUGAGGCGAAACUGACCGUCUGAUUGGAUUCAACAUUUGUCUUGCUUGCCGUGACUGCAUGAUGGGAUGCAGCUGCAGGACAGGAAAGUCACGCCUCCAAGAUCCAUCCAUCGUUUCUUGUAUGAUAUUCAUUCUAUUUGGCGUCACUGGUAAGCUGGAGCUUAUCCUAUAGCGGACUUUGAGUGAGAGGUCAACCAAAUCAAACUUUAUUUAUAUAGCACGGGCAAAAGUUGCAAACCCAAAGUUCUGUUAUCACAGAACACCUUUUGACAAACAACAAUUCACUCUCACAAUCACACUUACGAACUGUCUUGAGUUUCCAAAGAUUUCUUAUUUUUUUGUGAUUGGAGCACAUCCUUGUUGGGCACAAAAAACAUUCAUGAAGUAUGGUUCUUUUAUGAAUUUAUUAUGAGUCUACUGAAACAAAAAUUGAACUGUUUGGCCACAAUACCCAGCACUAUGUUUGGAGGAGAAAAGGUGAGGCCUUUAAUCCCAGGAACACCACCCGUACCGUCAAGCAUGGUGGUGGUAGUAUUAUGCUCUGGGCCUGUUUUUGCUGCCAAUGGAACUGGUGAUUAACAGAGAGUAAAUUGGACAAUGAAAAAGGAGGAUUACCUCCAAAUUCUUCAGGAAAACCUAAAAUCAUCAGUUUGGGUCUGUUAGCGCAGUUGGGUGUUCCAACAGGACAAUGACCUCAAACACACUUCAAAAGUAGUAAAGGAAUGGCUAGAAAUAAGGUUUUAGAAUGGCCUUUCCAAAGUCCUGACUUAAACGUGUGGACAAUGCUGAAGAAACAAGUCCAUGUCAGAAAACCAACAAAUUUAGCUGAACUGCAGCAAUUUUGUCAAGAAGAGUGUCAAGAAAUUCAACCAGAAGCUUGUGGAGGGCUAACAAAAGCACCGUAUUGCAGUGAAACUUGCCAAGGGACAUGUAAGCGAAUAUUAACACUGCUGUAUGUAUACUUUUGACCCAGCAGAUUUGGUCACAUUUUCAGUAGACCCAUAAUAAAUUAAUAAAACAACCAAACUUAAUGAAUGUUUUUUGUGACUAAAAAGUAUGUGCUCUAAUCACUCUAUCACAAAAAAAUAAGAGUUGUAGAAAUGAUUGGAAACUCAAGACAGCCAUGACAUUAUGUUCUUUACAAGUGUAUGUAAACUUUUGACCAGGACUGUGUGUGUGUGUGUUUAUAUAUA
Molecule: messenger RNA, 2365 nt
Organism: Nerophis ophidion (straightnose pipefish)
Lineage: Eukaryota; Metazoa; Chordata; Actinopteri; Syngnathiformes; Syngnathidae
Gene: gfral
Product: GDNF family receptor alpha like
Exons: 10
Coding region: 2-1195 (397 amino acids)
Biological process (GO): nervous system development
Cellular component (GO): external side of plasma membrane; signaling receptor complex
Molecular function (GO): signaling receptor activity
Source: RefSeq, a predicted model, not a curated record